UUCAGGCUAGCACACAUCAUAGCUGAGAGGGCUUCACUGAUGCCUGUCUUACUGAUGAUUCCGAUGGAGAUUCUUUGGCGUGGAAACAUGCAGCAGGGUAAUUGUAUUUAGUGAGAAAAGCAUUAAGAAGUCUGAAAAAUGUGCAGUUAAGUGGAUGGAAGUGGAAGAAAGUCUUGAAAGCGAAGUCCCUGCUGAGGUGCUGCAACACAAAAUUGUGAAACUUUGUGAAUCAACUCAAACUGAAAGCUCUCCCGUGGUCUGGGGCCUCGAACCCUCCGUUGCUGGGACGGUCUUGACUCCCGUAGCCGGCGGCGAUCGGCUCCUGCUUCGGGGGGAUGUCAGCUCCCCCGUGCCGGAUGAUCGGACCCCGCGCCAGGGCUGGUCGAGCCUUCGCGAUGUUGGAGCACCGAACAAGCACGGCCUCUCCCGCGACUGCCAGCUCUUGAUGAACUGUCAUACUUUCAUUCAUAAAUUCAACCUGUGCGCUGUGUCUCUAUCAGAGUCGCACUUUUCCUUGUCGGAAGUCGGAAAGUCCCGAGUUCCCAGUACAAUGGAACGCAGCAUUAUAAUAGCCAUACAGAGGCUUCCGUCCAUCGCCCGUGACCGUGGUGACCGCCCGUGACCUAGACCUGACUUCACGUCACCAAGACGACAGCGAUAUCAACUCAGUCGGCGCCGAGGUGAUGUCCAGCGGCUCAACAGUAAAUAUGAAGCAGAAGCAACAAACUACCCUUAGCCAUUUAAAAAAAAAAAACAAGCCUGCUUCUGCCUCGGAUGACACUCCAGCAGUCACUAGGACGUUAGAUGAAGAAGAGGGAACUACAGCGGAGCCUGAUGCCAGCAGUGUAUCGGGUUGUGUUAUUUGCAGCUCAACAAAAUCUACUGGCGUCUUAACAGAGAAAAGAAUUUCCAUAUCUGAGGAGUGGGCGAUGUUUAAGAUCCAGUCAUCAGGCUCAAGCAGACCAACAGCCCUGGCCUCCUUGAGAAACAAGAUCAGACGGCAUGUGAUGUCCAGGGCACACGAAAUAGCUCAGGAGCUCACUGAAAAGGGUGGACAGGAUUUACUUGGGAAUCUUGUGAGAGCUGUGUCAGACACUGUGUUAGCUGAGACAAAUGCUGUAUUCAGAACAGCAUAUUAUCUUGCCAAGAUGAACCGACCUUUCUCUGACCAUGACAAUCUCAUUGCACUUCAGGAAAAAAACGGUGUCAACAUGGGCACAAGUCUGCACUCAAGGUCAGUUCAACAAAAAUUGUGGAACACAUAGCAAAAAAGAUGCAGACAAAAACAGAGCAUGCAGCAGCAGCAGCAAUAAAUGUCCUGUGCAAAAG
Messenger RNA from Leucoraja erinaceus (little skate), 1329 nucleotides. RefSeq names its product E3 SUMO-protein ligase KIAA1586-like. Lineage: Eukaryota; Metazoa; Chordata; Chondrichthyes; Rajiformes; Rajidae. The coding region runs from base 684 to 1265 and encodes 193 amino acids. The transcript has 4 exons. The record is from RefSeq and is a predicted model, not a curated record.